AUGGCAGAUCUCCUUGAACUGGGAAAGAAACUCGUAAAAGAUGGGCCUCACAAAAUUGAAAGUACACCUCGUCGAGUUCGUGGCUUGUUAGGCGGCAUAUACGUCUUUGACACAACGAGGGCAAGUUAUGUAUGGGAACAUAAGUAUUAUCCAUACUUCUACAUCCCCGCCUCAGACUUCGCUCAUAAAGUCCUCGAGAAAACGCAUGACUCUAACAGCAAAGAGGCAUGUUGGCUUGCCAAACUCAAAGUUCCACAGAAAACAACAGACCGACUUCUUGGAUUCUCAAGUCGUACAAAUCCUCUGGACGGACUCAUCCGCAUCGAAGUUUCCGCACUAGACAAAUGGUUUGUAGAAGACGAGCAAAUCCUCGGCCCACACCCCAAGGAUCCAUAUAAAAGAAUCGAAUGUCUUCCCUCGAGUCGAGAAGUGAGAGUGGAAAUCGACGAUGCUAUCGUGGCUAUAAGCUCACAAAACAUAUUUCUUUACGAAACAAUGUUACGACCACGCUAUUACCUCGGCGAAACGCAUGUAAACUGGGAAUUUCUGCGUGAAAGCGAUACUACUUCAUUUUGUCCUUACAAAGGAAUGGCCAAUUAUUACGACGUCGUAGUCGGAGACAAAGUGAUCAAAGACGCGGUAUGGUAUUACAAGUACCCCACAGCGGAAUCUGCAUUGGUUGCGGGAAGAUUGUGCUUUUAUAAUGAGAAAUUCGACGUUUUCUUGGAUGGAGUGAAGGAGUCGUAG
Molecule: messenger RNA, 747 nt
Organism: Glarea lozoyensis ATCC 20868
Lineage: Eukaryota; Fungi; Ascomycota; Leotiomycetes; Helotiales; Helotiaceae
Exons: 5
Coding region: 1-747 (248 amino acids)
Source: RefSeq, a predicted model, not a curated record